AUGUCAAAGCUACCAGUUCUUGCUAAAACUUUAGUUGAUAUGGGACACAAGCGGGUUAAAAAAAACCCUCGCGUUUAUCAAAAAGCGAAAGGAAAAUUUCUAAAAGUACGACAACCUACCCCAGUUGAUCCAGUGGAAGAUGCACUUUCCAAAAAAUGGUGGGUUGAUUACCGAUUGCAGUAUGAAGCCGUCAGGAGUCUUUUUCGAUAUGAAAUCAAUCGUCAUCAAAUGGAAGCUAUUUCUGCCUCACGAAUAGAUCAUGAACAUGAGCGUAAUAGACGUCAUGAGCUAACAGAAACCUGGAACAAAGAGACCUUUCUACUAGCCACAGAUAAAUUUGAAAGGCUCUUAAAAGCAUUGAUUGAUAAGCAAACUGAUAGACUAAUUGAUUUUGAAAAUAAACAAGCAAAGUUAUCAGACAAAUUAAAAGCUGACCUUGACACAGUAGCUAUGUUAACUGGACAGAUGAUUACGGAAACAAAUUUAGAUGAUAAAAUUGAAGAAAUCAUGAAUUAUGAUGUUGUUGAUUAUAACUUCGUGGUUGACCAUAGUGGUAAUAUUGUUCGAGGAACAAAACCAAUAAAAAACGAACUUCAUAAAGUUGAUGUGGAGGAAAAUAUACAAGAAGAACCUUUGUCUGCUACAUCAUGA
Messenger RNA from Schistosoma guineensis, 651 nucleotides. NCBI's taxonomy places the organism in Eukaryota, Metazoa, Platyhelminthes, Trematoda, Strigeidida, Schistosomatidae. The record is from the annotation of a GenBank genome assembly.